UUAGGGGUUUGGGAUUGAGUUCACAAUCGAUCUAGGGGUUUGGUUCUUGAUUUGAGAAUCGUCUGGUUUUAGAAACGGUUAUAUGUUUGCAAUGUUUACAAUGAAUUUAAUCAACAUUUUUUUUUCCUUCUUGCAGGUUCUGAAAUGGAUGAAGAACAGCGAGAUAUGAAAGCCCGCAAAGCAUACUAUCAGAGGGUUGAUUUCGUUUUCAAUUCGCUGCAGGGGAUUCCCCAACUGUGCCCCUGUGGAUCAAUCACGAAGGAAAUUGUAGAUGAAGAGGAUACAUAUGACUACCUCCCUAGGAAAAGAUACUUCAUCUGCAAAGACUUCGAGAAUGACGGUCUGCAUUACAGGCAACCAUGGGUUGUAGGUGUGCAAGAAGAGGUUGAGAGGCUCAAACUGAAAGUUCUCCGCCAUGAGAACCUUCUUACAGAGUGUGAGGAACUUAAGGUGAGUUCAUAUUUUUUUCAAUAUCAUAAAUUUGGUGUUUGUACUAUCUUUCUAACCCACGUGUUUUGGUUUGGCUUAUGUCUGUUCAGUCACAGGUUAAAAUGUUGGUAA
Messenger RNA from Brassica napus (rape), 561 nucleotides. RefSeq lists its product as uncharacterized. The transcript is spliced from 2 exons. Bases 145 to 561 code for a protein of 138 amino acids. The record is from RefSeq and is a predicted model, not a curated record. Lineage: Eukaryota; Viridiplantae; Streptophyta; Magnoliopsida; Brassicales; Brassicaceae.